This is a messenger RNA of Oikopleura dioica, 411 nucleotides long. The record is from the annotation of a GenBank genome assembly. NCBI's taxonomy places the organism in Eukaryota, Metazoa, Chordata, Appendicularia, Copelata, Oikopleuridae.
AUGGAAGAUGAUGAUAGCGUUCUCGAAGAGAUCAAGGAAAGAUGCAGAAGAGACUUUGAAAAGAACUUGAAUUACUUUUUGGGAUGCUACAAGAAGAACAAAACGGAACUGAACGAGCGGAUUCGAAAACUGAAAAAUGAACAGGCUGAUUUUGACAAUGAAACCAAGACGAUUGACAAAAAACUUCGCCAGCUCCAAAAAGAGAUCAACAAGCUGACAGAACGACGAGAUUCGAUCGAGGCGUCAAAGGCCGAGAAAAGCAUGAAGAUCGUAGAAGCGGAGAACGAAAUGGCCGAGUUAGAACGAAAGCUCAAAACGCUCUCCUUUACUGGAAAACUUGGAGCAUCGAUUGACUCGCCACGGUCAUCCAGCUCGUCGGAUAAUAAUGGACAGAAAAAACAUCUGCUUUAG